Molecule: messenger RNA, 2784 nt
Organism: Colossoma macropomum (tambaqui)
Lineage: Eukaryota; Metazoa; Chordata; Actinopteri; Characiformes; Serrasalmidae
Gene: dus2
Product: dihydrouridine synthase 2
Exons: 17
Coding region: 166-1677 (503 amino acids)
Biological process (GO): tRNA dihydrouridine synthesis
Cellular component (GO): cytoplasm
Molecular function (GO): tRNA dihydrouridine synthase activity; flavin adenine dinucleotide binding; tRNA binding
Source: RefSeq, a predicted model, not a curated record
CGUAAAUCAGGAACCCAGGGCUGACCACGUGUUUGCAGUGCAGUCAGUAGCUGUGAUGGUUCAGUUCUGAUGCCGACAAACAUUAACCCUUGGUCCUCUGAGGCCCCUGGUUCCUAUCACCACCACACUAAAGAAAUCUGAGUUGGGGUUGAGGAAAGCAACAUUAUGGCUAACACUGUGGGCAAGCUGAGUUUCAGCAAUAAGCUUAUUCUAGCACCUAUGGUACGGGUAGGCACGUUACCCAUGAGGCUUUUGGCAUUAGACUAUGGUGCUGAUAUUGUCUACUGUGAGGAACUGAUUGAUCUAAAAAUGAUUCAGUGCGAAAGGGUAGUUAAUGAUGGUUUGGAGACAGUGGACUUCAUAGCUCCAGAUGAGAGGGUGAUGUUCCGGACCUGUAGUAAAGAAAAGGACCGGGUGGUCUUUCAGAUGGGAACUGCAGAUCCAAAGAGAGCCCUGGCAGUGGCCCAGCUUGUGGAGAAUGAUGUGGCAGCUAUUGAUGUCAAUAUGGGCUGUCCAAAGGAAUACUCCACUAAGGGUGGAAUGGGAUCUGCGCUUCUUUCUGAUCCUGACAAAAUUGAAGCUAUUCUGACCACUCUUGUGAGAGGAAUUUCAAAACCAGUGACCUGUAAGAUCCGAAUCCUUUCCACUCUAGAAGAAACAGUGAAUUUGGUGAAGAGAAUUGAGAAAACAGGGGUGUCAGCCAUAGCUGUCCAUGGCAGGAUGAAGGAAGAGAGACCACGACACCCGGUCCACUGUGACUACAUCCAAGCUGUAGCUGAAAGUGUGUCCAUCCCAGUGAUAGCUAAUGGUGGCUCUGUAGAUCAUGUUAAAACAUAUGAUGACAUUGAGAAGUUCCGAGAGGCAACAGGAGCAUCCUCUGUCAUGCUGGCUCGAGCUGCAAUGUGGAACCCUUCAAUAUUCCGCAGCCAGGGGGCGGUGUCAGUGGACGAGGCUAUGGAGGAGUACAUUAAAUAUGCUGUUCGCUAUGACAACAACACUUUCAACACAAAAUACUGCCUGUGCCAGAUGCUAAAGGACAGGGUGGAAUCCCCGAUGGGCAAACAGCUCCAUGCUGCACAGACCAGUGCAGAAAUUUGUGAAGUGUUUGGAAUGACUGAUUUCUACAAGAAGGCCCAGGCUGAUCUGGAGGCCCGAAAGAGUUACCUUCAGGCUAACAGUAGCAGUCUUUCAGAUCAGCCUACGUUGGAUGGUGAUGUCAUCACUAUGGCAGUAAAAUUUGAAAGAAGAGAGUAUCCCCCUCAGAUCACUCCAAAGAUGUAUUUGCUGGAAUGGAGUCGGAAGGAGAAGUUGGAGCAGCCUGUGUAUGAGACGGAGCAGCGUGCCCAAGACAGAGCUUUUCAGUCCACAGUUACAGUAGCAAAUAAGAAGUAUCGGUCCACCUUGUGGGAGAAGUCAAAGAAAUUUGCUGAGCAAGCUGCUGCCAUUGUAUGUCUGCGUACACUUGGGGUACCUGAGGGCCGUAUCGGAGAAGAGAAUUCAGGAUUGGUGAACAAGAGAAAAAGAGAGGAGAGAAAACAGGGCGUUUCAGAGGACAGUGGCAUUACAGACUCAACAAACAGGAAGAGACGGAUCACUGAGCCAUCGCAGAAAGAGGAACAGGAGUCAAAUGACAAGAUGACGGUAGUAAAUGGCUCAUGUGGUCAGACUGUACUGUGACCACAACCAUGACGAGACAACAAUUGCUAACCUUAUAAGCUCAUUAUGAGGACCGUGGCUGCAUUUCAUUUGUAACAAUGCAGCACAUCAUCUCUACACAGAGAUGUCAGAUGAAGACUUGCAUGUUAUUCCUGAAACUUUCCUCCUUAUUUUAAUAGGGAAUCCUUUUUGUAUGAUUGUAUGUAUUUGUGAGACAGAGUGUGUGUUUUGGGCAUGCUUGUUGGUUUUCAUUCAAAGAGGAGUGAGAUCUUUCUUAAAGUAUUGCGUCAGAGGCAGGAUGUACAUUCUAAGAUAGUGGUUCCUAAUUCUUGUUCUGGAGUACCACUGAUGCAGGGAUGGUCAGUCUUAUCCACAAAUGGCCAAUGUGACUCCAGUCCCCAAACAAGCAGAAGCACACAUGAAUCCACUUGUUGAAUCACUUGGUCUCUGUCUUCAUACAGUCAAUUCAGAGUGCUCCUGCUUUGUUGGAAUGAAAACUGGCCCUUCGUGAAUAAGAUUGGACACCCUAGCACUAGUGUUUUUCCUGCUUUUACUCAGGAAGGCUUUUUAACUCACUGCUAAAUUAAAACAGGUGUGUUAGAGCAGGGAACAGACUUAAUUGUAUAGGGAAGAAGUACUUCACAACCAGGUUUAAGAAACAGUCUUCUAAGCAGUAGGUUUCAUCGUAUGGUUAUGGUUGAGCAAAAAUACAAGCCCCUUAGACCAGAGGUCUUCAGACUGGUCCUCAGGGCCCCCAGACAGUCCACAAUUUUGCUCCAUCAUUAUGCAUUUUGAGUUAGGUUGCAGCAAAAAUGUGGACUGCCUGAGGACCAGUUUGAGAUCCACUGUUCUAAACAAUAUAGACACUGUUCCACAGACCAAAAGGGGGCAGUCAACUGUCUCUUAAUCACUCAGCCGCCGUUUGUGUCAUGAAAGCUGAAAAUGAUUGCCAAACUAUGACGGAGAGGACAUUCAGACAGGAUUUUUUGAAUAGUUAUAUUAGGAGGUCCUAUAUAUUAGACAUUGAAAUUCUGACUUUACCUACACUUUUAAAGCGGGGUACUGUGUGUAUUUAAUCAAAUUUUAUUUGAAUUAAACAUUUUAUCAGUCCUGAAGGAAAAAUGUCUU